This is a messenger RNA of Cinara cedri, 2992 nucleotides long. The record is from the annotation of a GenBank genome assembly. NCBI's taxonomy places the organism in Eukaryota, Metazoa, Arthropoda, Insecta, Hemiptera, Aphididae.
CAGUUUUUAGCUUUGUCAUCAGUGCUGACGUUAUUAGCACGAUGAAUGUCGCGCGUCGCAAUUAUUGAGCUACGCAGCUUUGACGCUUUAAAUGCUUGGUUGAACUGGGUAUUCGUGGGUGCCGGGGUGAGAAGUCAUCCGUGACGACGACGUCCAAAUUACUACGAUACUUCCCACAUCGCACGGAAAACGACGACGUCAAUAUCUUUAUCACGAAUGAGAAAAUCCCCCACUCUCUCGCCGACCAGUCCAGAUUCGUUGAUGACCGUGAUAAAGACACAAUAUUGAAUAAUAUAGUAAAAACGGAAAUAAUCGUUCCACUACCACUAUCACAUAUUCACAACAUACUGUCCAACACAAAGUUUUCACUACCAUUAUUAAUUUAACGUAACGAUUACGAUAUGAAUCGAAUGGCUUUGUGAUCAAUUAUUACUACGUAUUACGCGUUUCACACACAAUAGGUUUGUUUUACGUUAUUUACACAUAUUAGUCGAUUUACUUUAGAUUCUUUUUUUCAUUGUUAUUGUAGUUUCUCCGCUUUGACGCAGACGCCCGAUCUCCGGUAUAACAAGUGCGUUUUAUUUGCCAUUCCGUUUUAGCUUACUAGUCUUUUGCAGAGGUUCACAGUGCACAACCAUGUCAUACGCGUAUCUGUUCAAGUACAUCAUAAUCGGCGAUACAGGUCAGUAGUAGUUGUUUGGUGGGUUUCCCGUCGGACUCGUUUUUACGUUAUAAAAUAUGUUAACUGGCAUAUGUUACAGGAGUGGGCAAAUCAUGUCUCUUGUUGCAGUUCACCGACAAGCGUUUUCAGCCCGUUCAUGACCUUACCAUUGGUUUGCACAUAAUAAAAUCGUUGCCACAGCCCCUUAUUCUAAAAUGUUUACUUAUUUCAGGCGUCGAGUUCGGUGCUCGUUUGGUGGCUAUUGAGACCAAACCUAUCAAAUUGCAAAUAUGGGACACUGCUGGUCAAGAAGCUUUUCGAUCUAUUACUCGAUCAUAUUAUCGUGGAGCGGCUGGUGCUCUGUUGGUGUAUGAUAUCACUCGUCGUGAUACAUUCAAUCAUUUGACGACAUGGUUAGAAGAUGCUAGACAACAUUCCAAUUCCAACAUGGUCAUUAUGCUUAUUGGCAAUAAAAGGUACCUAGUGAUUUUAACAGUAAAAUAUUUUUAGUGGGUCACUAAAAAUGUCCCUAAUUAUUUUCUUAUAGUGAUUUGGAAGCUAAAAGAGAAGUCAAGAAAGAAGAAGGUGAAGCAUUUGCUCGUGAACAUGGAUUGGUAUUUAUGGAAACCUCUGCUAAAACGUCUGAUAACGUAGAAGAAGCAUUCAUAAACACUGCUAAAGAAAUCUAUGAAAAAAUUCAAGAAGGUGUAUUCGAUAUUAAUAAUGAGGUCAGUUGCAUUUUAAUUCAAAUUAUAAAGUGUUCUUAGAUAAUGACAAAACAUAGGUAAGACGUAGAAAUUUAGUGAAAAUAGAAGUCACAAUAGUUGUUAUGUAUACAAAUGUAAACAAACAUCCUUAACUUAUUUUAUCAUUAUAGUAAUAUUAGAAUUAUGUAUUAUCAGUUUGACCGCGGAAAUAAAGUGGCUUGAAUUGGUGAUGAUCUGUGUUUUUAUCAUCUACAAAUAUUAUAGUCUUUAUUAAAUUUUUCUUUUAGGCAAAUGGUAUUAAAAUUGGACCUCAACAUUCAACCGGUAAUAGCAGUAUACCUGGUGGCAAUAAUCGUGCUAGUGGAAAUGGUUGCUGUUAAUUAUUUAUGAAGGUCAACUUAUAAAUCUAAAAUCAUUUGAAAUUCUUAUAAUUUUGCUUUCCAUGCAGGUUAUUAUUUUUUUUUAGUGAAUUAUAUUCUCUAUUAAUAGCCCAAGCUCUAUAUUCUUACAUCAUUAAAAUUAGUAUUGUGAAUAUAUCCAUUUAUAUAAUUACGUCACUUAUUGGUACUUAUAAUAUGAUAUUGGUCUGGCUGUAAAAAUAAAAUAAGUCAUUUAUGUAUAAUUCUAUAAAAUAUAUAAAAAAAAUUUAUAUACACUUUACUUCAAUAUUCUCUUAUAUAAUUUUGUGUUUAUUCUUAGAUUUAGGAACUUAUUUAUUUAUUCCUAAACGUUUUGUUUGUUAGAAUUUAAUUGUUUUAUUAUAUUUAUAAUUUGUGUAUGCGAUCAGUAUUAAAAGUUAUUAAUUGCAGUAAAUUGAGUUAAUUUUCAACAAAUAAUAAAUUUUUUCAAACUUAAAUUGUUUGUAUGCAAAAUGAAAUUGAAUUACUGAUUUUUGUUUUUAAUUUCCAUUUUAGGUUCAACUGUGGAAACUAUAAAAUAAUAAUAAUAUCAUUCAAUUUUAAUUGUUAUAUAUUGUUUAAAGUUUGAAUUGUACCUUUUCAUACUGAACGCGUAAUUCUUAUUAUGGUUUUUAGAACCAUAAAUAUUUUAGAAACACAUAUUAUUUGUGUAUAUACUAAUUUGUUAAUUGUUUAAUUACUUUAGAUCUUAUAAUAUAAUUUACCUUAUUUUAUUUAUUUGAUUGAUGUACAUUUUGGUCACCAUACAUUUUAAUCUCCAUAUUUUGAUUAAAUUAAAACGUUUGUAAUAAAAUUAUAUAUAUGCUAAUAUAAUAUGAUAUUUUGUAAACUUAUUUCUCCUUUAUUGGAAAGUUGAACAUUUUACUUAGUUAAAAUGUGCCUUUUUAAUAUGCUAUUAUUGUAUCUAAUACAAUCUUAUUGGUAUGUAUUUAAAUGAGAUAUAAUUUGUGGAUUGAGUUAAAAAAAAAGUUUCCUAUUAUAAAUUAGAUACAUAGAAUAUUUAAAACGCUUAAAAUUGAAUGUUGCCAGAAACCUAAUUUAAGAAAGUUUUGUAAUUAUUAUUUAUAAACCCAGUAUGUUUAUAUCGGUAUUGAAUAAAUAUAAGUUCACUAAUCAUAAAACUACUUAAGUAUUAUAUAAUAUAACUUGAAAGAAUAUUUUAUGUAAAAUAUAAAUUAAUAAUGACAAAUAUUAAGCAUAAGAAA